CCCUUUUAUUUCCGGAAGUGUGUUACAGAUCAUUUACCAUAACUGUCCACAUUGAUCAUCACAGAAAGAAUUAUCUACUAUUUUAAAUUGAAGAAUUAUCAGCUGUGCGAGAUAGAACUCUACGUUCCAUUUCGUGAAAGUAUUUUUGUGAAAAAAAUGUGUACUCAAACGAAGGCUGCUGCUCUUAUUGCGAACAUUCCAGAGGCAGAAAUCGACCCGACUGGUGUGUUCAAAUACGUUCUCAUUCGAGUACACAGUAAAGAAGACGGCGACGACUCGAGCGUAGAUAUUGUACGUGGAUAUGCCUGGGCCGAAUAUCAUGCGGAUAUCUAUGACAAGGUAGCAGAGGAGCUUGAGAAAGGAGGGCACCUAGACUGUGAAUGUAUUGGAGGAGGAAGGAUUAAGCAUGACUGCCAGUCAAAGAAGAUCCACGUCUAUGGCUACUCCAUGGGCUUCGGAAAAGCAAAUCACGCUGUUUCCACAGAGAAACUGAAGGUGCGCUACCCUAAAUACGAGAUCACCUGGGCUGAUGAGGGAUACUGACCUACACUGGACCCAACUUGGUCUUGGAUCAGGCCUAACUCCUUUCUGUGUCAAUAAGUGUGGGCCAAUAGUACACAGCAGAACCUCAGUGGCAUCACAUUAUGUGAGAUCUGAAGACAAACCUGUCAGUACAAAGCUGAAACUGGGACUAAGACCGACACAGUACCUAGUCGCUGACUAAUAUAGCCAGAACAACAGUGCUUGAUUUUCUAUUUUGUUUCAGUGAAACAAUAGAUGGAAAACAUAUUACUUAACAGAAAUCGUUUUAUGUUUAAACAUAAAAUGAAUAAAUGUUUGCGUUGAUUUAAUAAAUGGUAAUGUAUG
Messenger RNA from Salvelinus fontinalis (brook trout), 867 nucleotides. RefSeq names its product 14 kDa phosphohistidine phosphatase-like. Gene Ontology annotation, cellular component: cytosol. Bases 157 to 543 code for a protein of 128 amino acids. Lineage: Eukaryota; Metazoa; Chordata; Actinopteri; Salmoniformes; Salmonidae. The transcript has 3 exons. Gene Ontology annotation, molecular function: protein histidine phosphatase activity. The record is from RefSeq and is a predicted model, not a curated record. Gene Ontology annotation, biological process: peptidyl-histidine dephosphorylation.